AGGGUGAAAGGGGAGCAGUAGAAGCCACGGAGCGUGGCGGAGCAUACCAAGUCCGGCUCCGGCUUUGGGUUGGUGCCGUGGUCUUGAUUCCCGUGUGUGUCUUAGGGAAGGGAAGGCCGGCACGGUCGGUAAGUGAUCAGCUUGCUCUCUUGUUUGCCACGGUGUGGUCGACAAUCAACUGAGACUUGGGCGCAAUGCCGGUCUGUUGGGGCUGUAUCUUGGUGUACAGCUUUUGGACAGGCGCAAUCAGGUGGGGUCUUCAUUGUUUCUUAUGUCACCCCGCGAUUUCUGCCCGGACAGAGAUCGUGAAUCCCGGGUCGACGAAUGUAUCGCUUACAAACGAUGGUGGUCAGAUAUUGCUUCUUCCUCUUUUUCUUCUUCGUGCUCUUCCAUUUUCCGAGUUGUCGGGACAAGAAAACAGGAUGAGAGACACCCCAGUCAAUAGUAACUCGUCUAGGUACUGCACCGUUUCCGGUUCCCCCGAUGAAGGACUUCAACAAUCGUGUUGAACAGACGUCAAUUGCGACCCAAAGGAGAAGGAGAUUCGGGCUGCCCUCG
Messenger RNA from Colletotrichum phormii, 558 nucleotides. RefSeq lists its product as uncharacterized. The transcript has a single exon. NCBI's taxonomy places the organism in Eukaryota, Fungi, Ascomycota, Sordariomycetes, Glomerellales, Glomerellaceae. The record is from RefSeq and is a predicted model, not a curated record. The coding region runs from base 195 to 509 and encodes 104 amino acids.